AGUCAUGAGCUAUGGUCACAAGUGAAGCUGGUGUGAGGCUCAGCAAUGGAGAGAACAUAAAACCUUAACUAUAUGCUUGAAGCUUUUCCACGAUGAACUUUGAACACUGUUAUUCAAAGUCUCGGGUCAAUUUUUAACAACAGAGUUGUGGCUACACCUACCAGUGUUCUUAGCAAGCUAUUAAGCAAUCAGAUGAAGGAGAAAAUCAAUAGAUAUCAAGGAUAAACCCCGAGAGCUGCUCUUACUUGAAUAUUUCAUGCUCUCUAGUGAAUAAUGCCUAGCCAACUGAACCACAGGACUGUCAGAUGCAGUCUAAUUGCUUGGCUGGUUUCCUCUUUAUUUUCCCAAACGUACGGAGUAAAUGUGUCAGGACCCAACAUUUUGCUGAUAAUGGCAGAUGAUCUUGGAUAUGGAGAUUUAGGAUGCUUUGGUAAUAAUACCAUCAGGACUCCUAAUGUUGAUCAGCUAGCAAAAGAAGGAGUGAAACUUACUCAGCAUAUUGCUGCAGCCUCACUUUGUACCCCCAGCAGAGCAGCUUUUCUGACUGGCAGAUACCCCAUCAGAUCAGGUAUGGUGUCUCAAAUUAACACACGUGUUUUCAUUCGGACCGGUGCCUCGGGAGGCUUGCCUGCAAAUGAAACAACAUUUGCUAAGUUGCUUCAGCAGAAAGGCUAUGCCACUGGCAUUAUAGGAAAAUGGCACCAAGGUGUGAACUGUGAAUCCCGUAACGAUCACUGCCAUCAUCCUUUAAACCAUGGUUUUGAUUAUUUCUAUGGUAUACCAUUGACCCUAAUAAAUGAAUGCCAGGCUAAUAAGGAUCCCGAACUGGAUGUCCAACUGCAAGCUACAUAUUGGUUUUGCACACAGAUGGUUGCCCUCUUAGUGUUUACUCUUCUUCUGAUAAAGAUGGCUGCUUUGUUCCCUGUGAAAUGGAAAACAAUUGCCUUCAUAACUUUGUGUGGUGUAUUAUUUUUUAUCUCCUGGUUUAUCAAUCAUGGAUUUGUAAGAUACUGGAACUGUAUGUUGAUGAGAGAUCACACAGUUAUCGAACAACCAAUAAACCUAGAAAAUGCUGCCUCCAGGAUAGUGAAAGAAUCUGUCGCAUUUAUUGAACGAAAGAAAGAAAGACCAUUCCUGCUCUUUGUUUCUUUCUUCCACGUCCACACACCCUGCUUCACCACAAAGAAGUUUCAUGGGAAAAGCCAGCAUGGUUUAUAUGGAGACAAUGUAGAAGAGAUGGACUGGAUGGUGGGAAAAAUUCUUGCUGCUGUUGACAGAGUGGGAUUAAGGAACAACACUUUUACUUAUUUUGCUUCUGAUCAUGGAGGAUCUUUGGAAGCUAGAGAAGGAAAUACCCAGAUCGGUGGUUGGAAUGGUAGACUUAAAGGUGGAAAAGGCAUGGGUGGUUGGGAAGGAGGAAUCCGUGUGCCUGGAAUAGUUAGAUGGCCAGGAAAGAUCGCUGCUAAUACCAUCCUUGAUGAACCCACAAGCCUGAUGGAUAUUUUCCCCACAGUGGCUCAUUUGGCUGGGGCACCAGUGCCACAAGACAGGAUAAUUGAUGGGAAGAACCUAAUAGCUUUACUGCAGGAAGAAGUUCAACACUCAGAGCAUGAAUUCAUGUUUCACUACUGCGGGUCGUAUUUACAUGCAGUGCGCUGGUACCAGAAAGAGAGUGGUGCUCUUUGGAAAGUCCAUUAUGUAACUCCGAACUUUAAACCACAGGAGGCUGGAGCCUGUUAUGGAAAUAAAAUGUGUCAAUGUUUCGGUGAUGGAGUCACCCAGCAUAACCCUCCUUUGCUUUUUGAUCUCUCAUGUGAUCUUUCAGAAGCCAAUCCCUUGUCCCCAACUUCUGAACCACUAUUUAAUAUUGUCAUAACUCAAAUUGCAAGAGUAGUGGCCAAACAUCGUAAUACUCUCACACCUGUUCCCCAACAACUUGAUGUAUACAAUGUUGUUUGGAAGUCUUGGCUGCAGCCAUGUUGUGGAACAUUCCCUUUUUGUUGGUGUAAUGAUGAAAGCAGUAAUGAUACCAUAAUUAUUUAAAUAGAUUUUAAGAUAAUUAUUUUGAUAAUAAACAUGUCUUAAAUAUUGUCUUCAUAUUGUUGGUGAGGAAUACGGUACUCAUAAUGUUCCUUUAAAGAGUGAAAUAGGAUGGCGAAUUACAAGCUUAUUUUGUCUGUAUAUUUCAUGAAUAAACAAUGCAGUACUUAACUACAUUAAAUUAUUUGCCUAUCCCUUUCUGGAUGAGACAACUGCUUCCCUUGAGACAUUCCAAACUGUAACAUCGUUUCUUCCUUUCUCUCUAAUGGAUCACCUCCUUAGCAAAUGUAGUUUUUACUUUCCAAACACAUGCUUGUAGACAGCCAAAUAUUUCCAAGCAACUUAAAUUUUAGUGAUCAACUGCAAGGAGGAGGAGGAGGAGGAGAUGGAAACAUCUCAUCUAAGGCAAAUGUUUGCUUUCUUUAACAUUUUCGCUUCAGAUCACUUUAUGAAUAUAGUCCACAAGGGUACAUAAUCUGACCCUUAUGUAUUAACAGUGGGCAGAAGUCACCUCUUUAGCAUCACUCUGGCUUCUUGCCCCCUCUGACUAUCUCUUUACAUUCUUUUAAUUAAGACAAAUAAAUAUAUAGCUGGCAUGCUACAAAACCAGGUGCCACCUUCCAGCAUAAUCUCUGUUUACAUGAAACACUUGACUCCUGUAUUGUAAUGGAAGGAAGGAAAGGUUUCACAAUUAAAAUAGUGCCAGUACAAUAAAUUUGAUAAACCUUUUUAUCAGCAGGCUCUACUGGAUAUCCAGAUGCUAUUCAUAGUAUAUUUACUGCUUUCUAAUUAUUCAUGACUAUAAUCUCUCUACUUUUAUAAGGUUCUUAAACCAAUAUGAUGAAAAUAGGGCCAUGCAAAUUUCAAGAAUAUAAAAUGUUUAUUUGAUAAUCUACUGUAUUACAAAAAUGAAAAAAAAUCUGGAAAUUAAAAAGUAGAAUUUACACCUUUUACUAAAUAUUUACAAAAUCAGAAAGUAUCAAACCAAAACUACAAAGAAAUAAGUAUGGGUGGAAAAACAUAAAUUAUCUAAUACUGACAUCUCCUCACAUGCAAAACUAAACUUCCUCAAGAAACUAUUAAAGGAAUCUCUGCUUUAGGACUGCAGCCUAAAACAGGGAAGAAAUAAUCACAAUAAAACUUAAGAGAGGGUGCAACAAAUAUAUUUCAAAUGUUCUAAAGUUUCAUUUUAAUUUGGUAAUCGUCUAAAUGAAUACAUAAGAGGUUAUGUAGUGUUUUAGUGGUUCACUUAUGCAUAAAGCUUUGAAACAAUGAUCCUAAGAUUCAGUGUUAAAGUUCAAAGAUGAUAUAUUCUUAAGUAAAAUGAAGGCUAUCAAGUUAUAAUUUCACUAUGGAUUACCCUCAACAGUAAAUAAAAAAAUAUUUCACAUUAUCAAUCAAAGAAGCCAGUGCACAAUGAGAAGAAAGUGGCCCAAUUAAUCCAAUAUGACCAAGUUUCUACUACCAACACUGUUAUAAUGCCCUAACAUUGUACCCAUGGUGAGCUUCCUGCCAUUAAUCAGAUAAAGUAUUCCUUCACCUUCCUGAUGAAAUGGGCUCUAGUUCACAAAGGCUAAUAGUACAAUAACACAUGACCUAAGAAGUUACAAGCUGCUCUAAGGUUUGGAUGUAGCAGAUUAAUAUUGCUAGCCCUCUUCCAAAUGUACUGACAGUACAGUUCCCAGAAUUCCUGGCCAGUAUGGACUUCAGUUAAAUUGCAGCUUGAUUAAUUUACACCAAAUAAAAAA
Messenger RNA from Python bivittatus (Burmese python), 3788 nucleotides. Its product is annotated as arylsulfatase H-like. The record is from RefSeq and is a predicted model, not a curated record. NCBI's taxonomy places the organism in Eukaryota, Metazoa, Chordata, Lepidosauria, Squamata, Pythonidae. Gene Ontology annotation, molecular function: arylsulfatase activity.